AUGAAUAACUCGAAAAGGAAUUCAUCGCUUUUAUCGACUCAAUUGAGUUUGCAAGAGGCAAAGCAAUUACAAGAUGAUGAAAUCGAAGCUAUAAAAGCAAUAUAUAUGGAUGAUUUUGAACCUGUUGCGACACAGAGCGUUUGGAAGCAGGUUGCUCCAACAGUUCAUGAAUUCAAACUUCAUUUGUGUCCGCAUGAGGAAGAAUUAAAAAGACAUGUACGCGUCGAUCUACAUAUAAAAUUUCCAAAAACCUACCCUCGUGUAUCUCCAGACAUUAAGGUUGAAAACGCUCAAGGACUUUCAACGACAAAAUUAAAACAACUUCAAGUUGAAGUCAAUAAAAAGUUGAAGGAAAAUGUUGGUCAAGAAGUUGUUUUUACGAUUGCGGAGUUUGUAAAAGAAUUUAUUACAGUGAAUAAUAAUGGCAUUCCGAGAAUAGUUAAGGUACCUUCUUUUCAUGCACAAAUGUUGAGUAGAAAUGAACACAUGUCAAAGGUUCAACACGAAAAAGAAAUGGAAGAAAUUAUUAGAGCUAAACAAAUCAAAGAGCAAGAGAAAUUAAAUGAAAACUUGACUUUAUUACAAAAGAUUGAAGAGGAAACUCAAAGGCAAUUGGCAAAGAAGGAGGAAGAGAGACAAAAGAGAAAACAAUUGAGAUUUAAAAAUAGUCAGGAUUUAAAGAUGGGAAAUGAUUAUAAUUCGAUGCAGUUUACAAUCGUUGAUUUUGAUUCAUUGAUCAUGUUGAAUCCUGAUGAUUCGCAGUGUGUACCUUUUAAAUCUGUAAUGCUAGGUCCGUCUAUCGGAAAAGGACCAAUCGGUGUAACAUAUAUGGUCCAGGCUACGAAUUUCCAAAUCAGAGGAUCAUCGACCUCUUUGAGGUAUGUUUUAGUCCUUAAAGAUAUUAAAAUAACCGAAUCGCAUUAUUUAGAUCUAGAUGGCAAGAAUAAGCUUGAGGAGAUUGAAAAGGAACUUGAUCGGUUGAAAAAGUUACGUCAUCCAAAUAUAGUUAUCAUUUACGAAUCCGAGCUUAAAAGAUGUCCACAGACCGGUUGGAAUUUAUAUAUUCUUAUGGAAUAUGCAAGAGGUGGAACUCUUGUCGAUUUAUUGAAAAAAUGUGGAGUUGUGAGAUUAUCGUUGGCAAGAGAAUAUAUGAAGCAGUUAUUGACAGCCUUAGACCAUAUACAUAGCAUUAAUUUUAUACAUAAAGAUAUCAAGGCUUCUAAUGUAUUGUUUGUAGAAGUUCCCGGAACAGACGAUUUCAUUGCCAAGUUAUCUGAUAUCAAUUAUCACAGGGAAUUGUUAGAUAUGCACAAUAAUAAUCCAUUCACUCAAAAUUCAUAUCCGGAAGAAAUGAAUAGAUGGCUUUCUCCCGAACAAGUAUCAAAAUCAAAUGCUUAUUCUAGAAAAAAUGACAUUUGGUACAUGGGUGUAAUCUUCGUACAAAUGUUAUUUGGAUUAAAAGUGACUCUAGAUUAUGAUUCUUUGGAUAAUCUCCUUAGUUCCUCUAAACAUGAGAUACCGAAUUCUUUAAAGGAUAUUCUCAAAAGCAUGCUUCAAAUAGAUAUAAAAAAAAGACCAACCCCACUAGAAUUACUGAAUAAUUCCUUCUUUAAUGAGGGGAUCCCUUUUUCCUUAAAAUAUAUGAUGUCACAAGAUCAGCAAAGUUCUGCAUUUGCACUUAACAGAGAAAACUAUAAUGAAAUGGUCAAUGACAAUUUAUCCCAUUAUGCCAUAUCGCCACCUACAUCAGUUCCAAACUCUCAACCUUUUUCGUUUUCAAGAUAUAAACUUGAUUUCGAAGAGCUUGCUUUUCUUGGCAAGGGCGGAUUUGGUGAAGUUGUUAAGGCCAGGAAUAAAUUAGAUGGAAGAUUUUAUGCGAUAAAAAAAGUGUGUCUUAAUCCGAACGAUAUCGAGAAAACGAAAAAGAUUUUGAGAGAAGUUACAACAUUAUCACGUUUACACCAUCAGUAUGUUGUUAGAUAUUAUACGACAUGGUUCGAAGAUUCUGAUAGCAGUUGGAAUGAUACCGAAUCAUUUAGCGAAGAAAUCACGGCAUUAGACGAUGAAGAAUCAGAAUCACUUUCUUCUAAUGCAAUAGAUUUUCAGGAUUUGGAUGAAUUUGAUUUAAUGUUUGAAUCAUCUUCAAAUCGUGGAUAUUCACAAAUACACUUUGAAUCUGAUAGUGAUGAUGAAUUUGAAUUACAAAAUGGAGAUUUGACAAAAGGAGGAUUUGGUGUUAGAAAUAGAACUCCCGGACCCGGAAAAAAGAAUAAUUCAAAAGAAGCGAAAACAAGAAUUCUUUAUAUACAAAUGGAAUAUUGUGAGAAUAAAACGUUGAGAGACAUCAUUGAUUCUGGAAUGAGCAAAUUGUUGAGGGGCUUGAUCCAUCGUGAUUUAAAGCCUAGCAAUAUUUUCUUGGACGCUAAUGGAGAUGUCAAGAUUGGUGACUUUGGAUUGGCAACAACAAACAAUGCUCUGUUUGAUCCUGGUUCAUUUAGAAAUGUGGAAAGAAUAGGAGGAAGCAAUGAAGUUUCUAUGACCGAAGGCAUCGGUACAACUUUAUACGUCGCUCCGGAGGUCACUAGUAGCGCGGUCUUUGUUGACAUAUAUUCUUUGGGAAUAAUAUUUUUCGAAAUAAAUUUCAAGUUUUCUACAGAGAUGGAACGACGUGUGACAAUAAUGAACCUACGCAAGCCAGAGAUAAUUUUUCCAAGAGAAUUUACAAAUCAAAAUAAAAUCAACCUGAUUAAAUGGUGUUUACAACAUGAUGCUAAAGUCCGUCCUUCAAGUUUAGACAUAUUGAAAAGUGAAUUUUUGCCGCCAAAAAUUGAAGAUGAACACCUGCAAGAUUGUAUUAGAACAAUCGCGAAUCCCAAUACACCGUAUUAUCGAGCAUUGAUGUCGAUUUUAUUUUCUCAGUCACUCGAUAAAUCAAAAGAUUAUACUUAUGAUUUUAAUUCGGGAAAUAAUAACUUUGACCAAUUAAGUGCUUUAACAUAUGUCAGAGUUCGCGAUCAUAUGGUUAAAAUAUUUCGACAUCACGGUGCUGUAGAGCUGAAUACACCGUUAUUAAUGCCAAAAUACGAUUUUUACGAAGAAGAUAAGAAGGCUGUUUAUUUAAUUGAUACUGAUGGUGGCCUUGUACAGUUACCGUAUGAUCUAACUGUUCCAUUUACGAGAUAUAUUUCGAGAAAUAACAUAAUGGAUCUAAAAAGAUAUACAUUUGAUCGUGUUUAUAGAGAGAAUACAGUUGGAGGGCAACCACGUAUAAUAAGUGAAGUUGACUUUGAUAUUGUUCAUAGUACUCCUGCACCCAUGGUGGCUGAAGCGGAGAUUUUUAAGAUUGUGGAUGAAAUUCUUCUGGAAUUUCCUCCAAUAAAAUCAGUAAAUUAUGUAUUUUAUAUAAAUCAUACAAAUAUAUUGGAGACAAUAUUUAAAUGUUGUAGAAUUCCUGAAGACAUAAAAAAGGGAGUUUGUGGACUUCUUGGACAAUUAGAUAAGAAGUGCACAUUAUCAAUGAUUAGAGCUCAAUUAAUGAAUAAAUAUCAAUUAUCCAAAAUGGUAUUGGAUGAGUUAGCAUUAUUUGAUUUUAGAGGUGAUUUUGAAUUUGUAUCGAAUUCUCUGGACAAAUUAAUGCCGUCUUCCUCAAUGAAAUCGCGGAUAAGAGAAGUUUUUAAUGAAUUUAAAUUGUUGUUAGAUUAUGCAAAAUCUCUUGGCGUUAAUCACGAAAUAAUAUUCGUUCCAUUAUUAGUGUAUAAUAAUUAUUAUUACAAGAAUGGAAUUAUAUUUCAAGUUGUAGAUGAUAAUAAUCGUAAAGAUGUUUUGGCGGCAGGAGGAAGGUACGAUUGGUUAAUACAACAAUUUCGACAUCCUGUUACCUUAAGUGGAAAAGGAAGAGGUAGACAACCGAUUUAUGGAGUUGGAGUUAAUAUUGCUAUGCAAAAAAUUGUUCUUUCAUUGGAAAAUUAUCAAUCAGCAAUGUUAAAAAUGAUUCUAUCAAAGAAGAUUGAAGAUGAUAGAAGCUUUUGGACCCCUAAAACGUGCGACGUGUACGUAGCAAGCUUUGGUAAAAUAUUGUUACAAGAAAGAUUGGACCUUGUAAGAGAAUUAUGGGCUCAUAAUAUCAAAGCUGAUUUUAUGUAUGAGGAACUAACAGAUCUUACACCUGAAAUUCUGACGAUCAAAUGCAAAAAUCAAGGAAUUAAUUGGAUUGUUAUAAUGAAGCAUAAAAGUCAAGAUUCAUAUACAGCGGGUGCUUCAAGGGAUGCUUUAAUCACCGUAAAGAUAAAAAAUUUAAUUAAAAAGACUGAAGAUGAAGGCAAUGAAAUAUGUGUGAAAUUAAGUGCCGAAAUAACGGAACUUUUGAGAGCAGAUUUAAAGUAUAAUAGAUAUUCUUCAGUUACUCAAGUAGAUCAUUUGUCGCCACACGAUUAUGCAAACACAAGUCUUUCAGCUUCGCCGGAAGCUUCAAGUCACCAAACGAAUUUAUCAAUAAGUGUUGUUGGACCUCUGACUACGCCAAAGAAUAGUAAAAAAAUGAAAUUUAAACAGAAAAAGAUACUUAUAGACAAAGCAAAUGAUAAUAUAUCAAGUAUUAUAGAACAAAUUAAAGGCGGACACGUUCCGGUUUUGGCUGUAGAUCUAAGCAAAGAAUUACUAAGGAAAAUGUCGGAUUGUAAUGUAUUAGAGGAUGAAUCAUUCAAGAAUAAAAUAUUGGAUAUUGCGCCACUUCAUCAAAAAGAAUACGUUCUUGAAGUUCAAGAUACACUAAAAAAGCAACGUAAUCAAGAAGGGCAUAAGCAUGUUUGGUUACAUUCACACAGGGAUGACUUUGGAAUAUUUAUUAAUUAA
This is a messenger RNA of Funneliformis caledonium, 4851 nucleotides long. Lineage: Eukaryota; Fungi; Glomeromycota; Glomeromycetes; Glomerales; Glomeraceae. The record is from the annotation of a GenBank genome assembly.